GCUUUCCACUCACGACUGACCUGCUUCUUACACUAUAAUUCAACAAUUGUAGGCGAAACGCUUCAUCUCUCGGACAUAUAAGAACAUAUAUUUGCCCUCAAAGUUGAUUGCACCCCAAUGUUGUCCUUUUUACCCUGCUGAUUAUUAUCUGCGACUAAUUCAAACUCAAUAUCGUAUCCUUUGUCGUUCUACUCCUACACUGUUUGACAAUGUCGCGCCGAGCAUGGAACAGUGUGAUGGAUGCAGUUACUGGCCGCGGCUCCAAGAUCUGGGAGAAACUCGCCCGACCGACAGUCGGGAGAGGCAAAACUCAAUGGCCGAAAUCCGCAAGUGAUUUGGAAAACCACGGCGUCCGUUUUGACUAUGAUGGUACCAUUGAAGAGAAUGGACUUGUGUACCACAAGUUCCAGGUGCAGCCCAAUGCUGGAAAGAUUCCCAGUUCAUGGAAAGACUGGAGGGAUAAGCAUGGGGGGACUCAUGCCGUCAUUGGGACCGUUAAAGUCAAGCAAGACGCGACAAAGGAUGAGGUUGAUGAGGCACUCAAGUCACUUGAGGAAGAGCUUUAAUCGGAGUAAUAUUAUUCCUUGUUAACCUCGCCAUUGUCGGAGGUUUAGGAUUUGGCAACUUGUGGGGUCCCAACUGAAAACGGGAUCCGAGAAUCUUGAUGUGGGGUUGGUAUGAUUAGCAUCUUAAUGUAUCCACUCUUUGGCCUAGCCUUCUCACUACAAAGUACUCUUGAGAUUAUAUGGGUUACGAUUUUUUAUUACUCAGUGUAACGAUACAUGCGUACAACAUGGG
This is a messenger RNA of Aspergillus welwitschiae, 798 nucleotides long. RefSeq lists its product as uncharacterized. The record is from RefSeq and is a predicted model, not a curated record. Lineage: Eukaryota; Fungi; Ascomycota; Eurotiomycetes; Eurotiales; Aspergillaceae. The coding region runs from base 210 to 566 and encodes 118 amino acids. The transcript is spliced from 2 exons.